AUGGGUGGCAAAUUGGAGUCGUUCGAGGAUCACCAAACCAGACAAGGCCUUCUCUCUCGGAAAGGUUGCUCAGAUUUCGGCUUCAAUGACUCCAGCGUCAUCAUCGACGACCGUCGCUCCAAGUUCCGGUGUUUCCGCUUUUUCUCCGACGGGAUCGUCGCUUCCUGGAAAGCUCUCUACGACAUCGCCGCCAAAUUGUACGAGAUGGGCCGUUCCGAUCCCCGGAAACUUUAUUUCUCCGUCAAGAUGGGAAUGGCUCUCGCGCUCUGCUCCUUCGUCAUCUACCUCAAAGAGCCACUCCGUGACGCUAGCAAGUACGCCGUCUGGGCGAUCCUUACCGUCGUCGUCGUCUUCGAGUAUAGCAUAGGAGCAACAUUGGUUAAAGGUUUCAACAGAGCCAUAGGAACACUCUCAGCUGGAGGACUUGCUCUAGGCAUAGCUAGACUCUCUGUAGCAGCUGGAGAAUUCGAGGAAGAAAUCAUUAUUGUCAGUAUUUUCCUUGCAGGUUUUAGUGCAAGUUAUUUGAAACUCUACCCGGCGAUGAAGUCGUAUGAGUAUGCAUUCAGGGUGUUUUUGUUGACAUACUGCAUCGUUCUUGUGUCCGGAAACAACAGCAGGGAUUUUUUCAGCACUGCUUACUACAGGUUUUUGCUAAUCCUGGUCGGUGCAAGUAUCUGUUUAGGUGUCAACAUAUUUAUACUUCCGAUUUGGGCUGGAGAAGAUCUUCAUAAACUAGUGGUUAAGAAUUUCAAGAGUGUGGCCAAUUCCCUCGAAGGAUGUGUUAAUGGGUACUUGCAAUGUGUUGAAUACGAGAGGAUACCUUCAAAGAUUCUCACGUACCAAGCCUCGGAUGACCCAUUAUACAGUGGGUACAGGUCCGUAGUCCAAUCUACGAGCCAAGAAGAUACUCUGCAUGAUUUUGCAGUAUGGGAGCCUCCACAUGGACCUUACAGGACUUUCCACCAUCCUUGGGCAAACUAUGUCAAACUUAGUGGUGCGGUGAGGCAUUGCGCUUUCAUGGUCAUGGCAAUGCAUGGCUGUAUUCUUUCUGAAAUUCAGGCAGCUCCAGAGAAAAGACAGGCUUUCCGUCAAGAACUUCAGAGAGUUGGAAACGAAGGAGCCAAAGUCUUGAGGCUGUUUGGAGAAAAAGUGGAGAAAAUGGAGAAGCUAAACGCAGGGAACAUUCUGAAUGAAGUUCAACGAGCAGCAGAGGAACUGCAGAUGAAGAUAGACAGCAACUCUUUCCUUCUUGUCAACUCAGAAAGCUGGGCUGCUAUGAAAGAGAAAGCCGAUGCUGAAGAAGCGCAACAAAACUAUCACGAAGCCAAAGACGACGAGACCAAAGUGAUCCAAUCCCUCAGCCAGAUCUGGGACAGUAACAACAAUAGCAACCACCAUCAGAAUCCAAACGCUGGUAAUGACUCUCAGGUAUGGAUCUCUACAGAGAGUAUGAUGCUUAGGAACCGUGAACACUGGCCAAGCGUCUCCUUCAUAGGCGGUUCCAUGAUCAAUGAGAUUGAGUCUAAAGUAUACGAGAGCGCGAGUUCUCUGUCCCUGGCCACAUUUGCGUCUCUCUUGAUCGAGUUUGUUGCUAGGCUCCAGAAUGUUGUUAACGCAUUUGAGGAGCUUAGCACCAAAGCCGAUUUCAAGGAACCAGUUAGUGAGACACAGAACAAGGUAGAGAAAGCUGGUUUGUGGACCAGACUCAGCAGCUGCUUCCGCUCCAGAGAUUAG
Molecule: messenger RNA, 1734 nt
Organism: Microthlaspi erraticum
Lineage: Eukaryota; Viridiplantae; Streptophyta; Magnoliopsida; Brassicales; Brassicaceae
Source: the annotation of a GenBank genome assembly